UUCCCCGUCCAGGCAGGCAGCGGGCGGUGGGGGAGUUAUAGGAGAGGAUCCAUGCGGGGUUAUUGACAAGCCGGUCGUGAGUCAGUACAAAGGCUCCGUGUAGAGGCGCUUGUAGUUACUGUGACGUAGAAGCGUCAGGAAGGUGUUCGUAUACUUCGUUAGCCUGAGAGUUUAAUAAACGGCAGCAGCGCGUGCGUGAAAUGUUUCUUUAUUUGAACCGAGGGUCGUUAAGCCCGUUUUUGCCCUAGCUCUGUGACUCGUGCACCGCGCGCGCGUGUAUAUUGAUAGAUAGAUAGAUAGAUAUUAUAUUAUAUUAUAUUAUAUGUGCACGUGCCUCGGUAGUCUGACCGUAGCCUGACUAGGAGGACAUCGAGAACAUAAUCCAGGAGGAGAUCGAGAACGUACCCAAAGAGGAGAUCGAGAACGUACUCAAGGAGGAGAUCGAGAGAACGUAAUCAGGAAGGGGUUGAGAACGUACCCCAUUUACACCUAAACAUGGCCAAACUGGAGCAGAAGAAGAACAUCAGCACUUUGGCCUUUGGUGACAAAACUGCGGAGGAGAAAGAGGAGGAGGAGGAGGAGGAGGAGGUGGACGUGAGUAACGGUCUGACUGAGCCGCCGGUAACCGGAGCUGUUCACGAGCCUGGGGUCAGAACCAAACCUGGCAAACGGAGCACCGAGAGCGAGGUGUAUGACGAUGGAACCAACACUUUCUUCUGGCGAGCGCACACACUGACCGUCUUAUUCAUCCUGACCUGCGCUCUGGUGUACGUGACUUUGCUGGAGGAGACGCCACAAGACACGGCAUAUAACACCAAGAGAGGGAUCAUAGCCAGCAUUUUGGUGUUUCUAUGUUUCGGAGUAACGCAGGCAAAAGACGGCCCUUUCUCACGGCCACAUCCAGCAUACUGGCGCUUCUGGUUGUGUGUCAGCGUUGUCUAUGAGCUGUUCCUCAUCUUCAUUCUUUUCCAGACGGUGCAGGACGGACGUCUGUUUAUGAAGUACAUAGAUCCGAAGUUGGGAGUUCCUCUUCCAGAGAGAGACUAUGGAGGAAACUGUCUUCUCUACGAUCCCGGAAACACCACUGACCCCUUCCACAACAUCUGGGAUAAAAUGGAAAUUCUAAUGGAAAUUGUUCCUGCACAUUUUCUUGGUUGGUACAUUAAGACAUUGAUGAUUCGAGACUGGUGGAUGUGUAUGAUAAUUAGCGUGAUGUUCGAGUUUCUGGAGUACAGUCUUGAGCAUCAGCUGCCAAACUUUUCAGAGUGCUGGUGGGACCAUUGGAUUAUGGAUGUGCUCUUGUGUAACGGUUUGGGGAUUUAUUGCGGCAUGAAGACGCUGGGCUGGCUUUCGAUGAAGCCGUACCAGUGGCAGGGUCUGUGGAACAUUCCUACCUAUAAGGGGAAGAUAAAGCGUAUCGCAUUCCAGUUCACGCCGUACAGCUGGGUAAAGUUCGAGUGGAGACCGGCAUCAAACCUGCGCCGGUGGCUCGCCGUGCUCGGCAUCAUCUUCAUGUUUUUACUGGCGGAGCUAAACACCUUCUAUUUGAAGUUUGUGUUAUGGAUGCCACCUGAACAUUACCUGGUGCUGCUGAGACUUGUGUUCUUCGUCAAUGUGGGUGGAGUGGCCAUGAGGGAAAUCUACGACUUUAUGGACGACCCAAAGUUCCAUAAGAAGCUGGGCCAGCAGGCCUGGAUUGUGGCAGCCAUCACAGUAACCGAGUUUCUCAUCGUAGUGAAGUACGACCCCAACACCAUCAUGUUACCAAUCCCCUUCUUCAUCACGCAAUGUUGGAUCCUCGGCAUUGUUCUCAUCCUCACUUGGACACUGUGGCGUUUCUUUUUACGCGAUAUCACACUUCGUUACAAAGAGACGCAAAGGCGUAAGCAGGAGGGUUCGGCCGAGCACGAGCGCCCCACCGGCAGCAAGACCCCCGUGACGUCCGGUCGCAGCAAACUGAAUGGAAACACAGACCCCUUACGUCUGCGCAAGUCUUGAGGCGACGAUGCUGCGUUGCAAGCGUCCAGCACCAUGUGAUUUACCCUGUGUGCAUCCGUCCGCCCGUCUUUUCCUGAACCAUUCCAACGCUCCUUUGCUGCAAACACACCCCCAAACACACACACUCACAUACUCACAUACUCGGCAACAGUGAGUUCAUGUUACACAGCCAGAAGGUUAAUGAAUUUAUUUAUUUUAAAAAAAUGUUUUGCAUGAUUUAUUAUUUGGAGCUGUAAGAUCCAGAGCAUGAGUACAUCUUAGAAAUAUAUAAACGGAUGCAUGACGGAAUUACGGACAAAAACGCUCCGUUCUUCCAGAUGCCUUAUCGACUCCUGUAAAAAGAAAGAAGGAUUUAACCGUGGUACUGUACCUUUCCUCAGCAAUGCGACGCUAACCUCAAACACAUUCUUACAUGUGUGUCUUUUAACCUUAGUUUAACCUCUAAAUUGUUCCUGGAUCUUUUUCUUUUCUUUUUUUUUAAUGAAAGUCACAACUUUUCUGUUUCUAUGUAACAACACAACAACAAAAAAGUUCUCCAGUGAAAAGGAAAGGUACAGUUCAUCUUUGUAGAUGAUUCUGAAUCAUUGAUGUGUUCAAGGGGUGGCUUAUUUCUUAUUUUUUUUUUCUUUUUUUCUUCUUUAAAAAAAAAAACAAUUCUGUUCUUUUUGCUGCUACGCAAUAAGACAGGAAGGUCGGCGUGAGAGUCGAACUCAUUACAGAUUUUUUUUUAGGCUUUAACUUUACAAGUCCUGGAGUUAGCGCUGUUACACAGUGCUAGCAGUACCACUUGCUUGAACACACACGCACACACACUUCAACAGCUCGAGCGUUGCUUUUCCCUUCAUGUUAAAACAGGGACUGAAGCACUCUCAGGAGACCCGACACUCUUAUCACAUGAUGUUUCUCAGGUAUUUUUUUCCCCCUUUAGAGAAACAGCCAGAGUCCUCAGUAUGCACCAGAAGGUUGCUGCUGAUGCUGCACAAGCGAGCUGUACAUCAGUACAUUACAGCACUACAGUACAUCACACUCAUAAGUGCGCAAGAGGAAAAUAGACGAAACGGUGGACCGGUCACACUUUUUAUGGACCAAUCUUGCGUUUUAUUUUACUUUUGACAUUUAUUUUUUUUUAUUAUUAUUCACAUUUUUCAUGGACUGUUACCAUGAUCGUUGCUGCUCCAGCCACAGAACAAAUGUUAGAAGGCUUGCAUGCUAAAUGCAAGCCUACGUGUUCUCGAUCCUCCGCCUACUUUAAGCCUAUGGUAAGGUCCGUUUAUUGAAGCGUCGGUGUCUCAUGUGCUCAGUGCGACCGUUUUAAAUCGGAUAAACGUGUAGAUAAAUAGCGACAAAAGCGCAUAUUCUGGUGGUGUUUGUGAGUGGUGCAAUAGAAAGGUGGAGGGUGUGUCUUACAGUUCACCUCUUUCCUAACAAUUAGCAGAAACGGACAGACUCAUCUCACAUCAUGUCCAAAAUGCUGCUGCUAUUAUAAUCUUUAUACUACUAAUGUACAUUUUUACAUUUAGUCUUAUGUUGAAAUGGGUUGCCAGCACCAUCAGAACAACCUCUUACUACUGCUACUACUACUACGUAUUACGCUAGGUGUAUUUCUUUCCUUUAUGUAACAUAGGGUUUUAAAUAAUGUUCCAAAAUACUCUAGGAUAAAAAUUUUUUAACACAUUUUGUCUUAGAUUUUUUUUAAGAGUGUUCAAAUGAGUGAGUGUCAGACAGGGGAUUACGCCACCAUUCGAAUCGACUCCUAAACGCAAAGCCGGGCGAUAUGACUAAAAAAUAUCAUAUUGUAAAUUCUUAUUAGAUCUUUCGAUUCAUAUGUAUCACCGAAUAUGGAUUGAUUUACCAUUUUCCAGCAGUGCAGUAGUGGUGCUUUUGUCUUUUUAGCAAAUUUGUAAUUUUUUUUUUAAAUAAGCACAGAGAAAUCAUCGACAUAACAAUCAAUAUUUAACAGUGAAACAAGCUGUACACAAGCCUCUUUUUUUUAUGGAGAAGAUUGUGAAAAUGUAUCUCUAUUGAUAUCGUAUGGUCAUAUCGUCCAGUCCUGCUGAUCUCUCACACACCCUGUGUUGGCUCCAAGCAGCACAAGGGAUCGAAUCAGCGUAGGUUUCAAGUUCAGUAGUAUAUACAAAACCUCAUACCUUUAGAAAUUAUAAAAUGUUUUUUUCUUGAAUGAACAAUAGCAGUAAAAAAAAAAAAGCGAAUUCACAGUGUAAGCUGUUUGUCACUAAGCUUGUUUAGAUAAUUGUUCUCGCUAGUACAGGUGAAGUACUAAACUCACUGAGACUCGUUUUGUGGAACGUGGACGUAAUCUGAAAAUGUCGUCUCCUUCACACGUGUUUAUUAUCCAGAUUUAUUUUUGAAUAACAUUUCUGAAACUACUACUGAAACGAAACCCACCUGUCUGUAGCUAUAGGUGGUGGGUUUACUGAAUGUCAGCUAUAACUAAUUUUCUUUCUAACGAACGACUGCCCAUCUUAAACGUUUCUCUCAAAGGCUCGAGUCUUCACUCUGUCCCCAUGCUAACGUAGCUGUCUGCAUGAUGGAUGUUAAUAUAGAUAAGCAAUUUGUGUGUAGGUGUGAUUUUUGGAUGUGGUGUUUCUUCAGGGCAAUAAGCUCAUCUCUAUUUUUCACUACAACAAGGUGUGAGAGAAUGUCAUGAAGAAAGCCCAUUACUGAAAGAGAAGCCUAUAUGAAUUGUUUUAUAAAUAAAACAAAUCUGUCUUUUCA
Molecule: messenger RNA, 4734 nt
Organism: Silurus meridionalis
Lineage: Eukaryota; Metazoa; Chordata; Actinopteri; Siluriformes; Siluridae
Gene: ptdss2
Product: phosphatidylserine synthase 2
Exons: 12
Coding region: 496-1998 (500 amino acids)
Biological process (GO): phosphatidylserine biosynthetic process
Molecular function (GO): L-serine-phosphatidylethanolamine phosphatidyltransferase activity
Source: RefSeq, a predicted model, not a curated record